Molecule: messenger RNA, 1239 nt
Organism: Macroventuria anomochaeta
Lineage: Eukaryota; Fungi; Ascomycota; Dothideomycetes; Pleosporales; Didymellaceae
Product: lytic polysaccharide monooxygenase
Exons: 1
Coding region: 1-1239 (412 amino acids)
Source: RefSeq, a predicted model, not a curated record
AUGUUCUCCAAGGCUACCGCCCUUCUGGCACUUGCUGCCAGCGCUGCGGCGCAUAUGACUCUCAACUACCCUGUCCCUUACGGCAAGGCCACGCUCAACAGCUCUCCGCUCGUUCCUGGUGACUGGCCCUGUAAGCAGCGCACCGGUGUUUACGAGGUCUCCGAGAUGAACCAGUGGGAUGCUGGUGAGACCAAGGAAGUCUCUUUCAUUGGUUCCGCUGUUCACGGUGGAGGCUCAUGCCAAUUCUCCCUCACCACCGACUCCAACCCCACCGAGGCUUCUCAAUGGAAGGUAAUUCACAGCGUUGUUGGAGGCUGCCCCUCGAACGUAACCGGCAACCUGCCCGAGAACCCUGCUGGCACCGGUGCCGCUGUCUUCCCCGUCACCAUGCCUGAAUCCAUUCCCGAUGGCCUUUACACUUUCGCAUGGACUUGGUUAAACAAGAUCGGAAACCGUGAGUUCUACAUGAACUGCGCUCCUGUCCAAGUGGGUGAGACCGGCGCCACUGCCUCCUCUGCCAACGCCGCCUCUGCACUCGGUGCCCUCCCUGACAUGUUCGUUGCCAACCUCCCCGACACCUCUUGCAGCACAAAGGAGGGUGAGGACUUCAACUACCCGGACCCCGGCCAGUCUCUUGUCGAUGGCGCCAGUGCCGACCUUGGUGACGAUCUCUCGGGUGCUGGCUGCGCUUCCAUGACCCAGAUGGGUGCUGGUAACGGACAGAUUGGCACUCCCACUCAGGCUUCUGGCUCUGGCUCUUCCGCUCCGGCUGCUACCCAGCCUGCCGCCACAGCCGUUGUCUCUGCUCCUGCGGCCUCUGCCCCGGCUGCCUCUUCAGCUCCUGGCUACUCUGCCGCUCCUGUCGCUUCGGCUUCGCCCGUUGUCUCUGUUCCUGGUGUCUUUGCCCCUGGUGCUUCCUCUGCGCCUGUUGCGUCUGCCCCCGCUGCUACCGAGCCAGCUACCUCUGCUGCUCCCGUCGCUUCUGCUGCGCCCGUUGCCUCUGCCGCUCCUAGCACUCCUUCCACCAGCGAGGACUGCACUCCCUGCACCACCGACGGUGAUGUUGUCUGCAUUGGCACCAGCUCCUUCGGUCUCUGCAACCGCGGCUGUGCUGUCGCUCAGCAGCUCGCUGCUGGUAUGGCUUGCACCGACGGCGCCAUUACUGCCGCUGUCUCUAAGCGUACCUUCCCUCGCGCUCACCUUCACAAGCGCCACGGCUCUGGCCUUCGUCUUAACUAA